Austrofundulus limnaeus is the source of this 1897-nucleotide messenger RNA. It is a transcript of the gene sparcl2, whose product is annotated as SPARC-like 2. Lineage: Eukaryota; Metazoa; Chordata; Actinopteri; Cyprinodontiformes; Rivulidae. The transcript is spliced from 9 exons. Gene Ontology annotation, biological process: anatomical structure development. The record is from RefSeq and is a predicted model, not a curated record. Bases 914 to 1708 code for a protein of 264 amino acids. Gene Ontology annotation, molecular function: calcium ion binding; collagen binding; extracellular matrix binding.
UCGGUACAAAACGGUAUACCGCCCAGCACUAACCGAGGUAAUMUUUUUUACCUACAGAUAUUUUUAUUCCAAUUUUGAAGAACACCUUUGCUGUAAGUGCCUGUCACUUUCAGACCCUACGUCUGUGGAGCAGAGAUUCUGAGUCGACACUGUAUGUACUGAGCUACUCCAAGGCUUUAAACAUCUGUGGUCUUACGAAGGGAGAGACAGCGCUGAUUAGCAUGGCUAAGUAUAGCUCUAAUAAUAGACCACAUGCAGAGAGAGGAGAGGGCGAGGAAGAGAAGACAACUCAAAGUCAAAACAUUUGACUCAACAACAACACACAAAGACCAAAUUAUGAACCACAACACACUGAAAGAUGCAGUGUUUGUGGAUUUUAAGAUUGCGCAUCUUUAAAAUGCUUAAAUGAGCUAAACUGAACAAAAAGCAAUGCACAUGGAGCAAACACAACACCUAUYAGGGAAGAACAUGAAUUCACACAGCUAAUAUUUGAUGAUCUUAGGAAUAACUCUCACCUUGCUCUGUGCUGACUUCUCAGUCUGGGAUUUCUGACAACUGCGCUGUCAAAUAAAUGACACCACCGGUGCUGUAAAUAGCUCCUUUAAGGAUGAUGAAAGCACAUUUAACCUCUUAUGUGGCUCAAGGGAGUCCCUCACGGACACACUGCUGUCCUGAAAUCACUACAACACACACAGCAACGAGUAUUUCGGCAACAUUACACAGACACAGAUAAUAAAAGCACGAGUCUGAACUGCAGUUUGGGUGGUCUUUAACUGUCAGUUGCACGGAGCAGAGGGUCAGCUGUCGUUGAAGGGACUGUACAGACACCCUCAGCCAAGGUGGCGCACCAGGAUCUUUGCCAACAGGUGUCGACGGAUCGCACACAUGGGCUUUGCAUGCCAGUGGAUGAGCCAUGAACCUGAGCUUGAUGCUCGCAUUGAUUCUCCUUAUUCACUCUUAUUCAGCCUUGGGAGGCAGAGCUCAGCGCAGACAGAGACAAGCUGAUGAGAGGCUGAGACCGUACAUCGGCAGAGUGGAACCAGAAAAGCUUUGUGAGUUGCUGAGUUGUUAUAGUCCGAUGGGAUCAUGGUGCCAAGUUGUUCAAGAAAAUGGAGUCCUGCAACCAAAAUGUGUUUGUCCUCACUCUUGUCCACGGCAGAGGGCACCAGUGUGUAGCGUUCUGGGAAAAACCUAUGAGAAUGAAUGUUUGCUUCACAAAGAAGCCUGCAGAAAGAGACGUCGCAUCGGCCUGGCUCACUCAGGACACUGUCUGGUUCCCAAGAGUAAAUGCACCGAGGAGGAGUUAGGCCAGUUUCCCUACCGUCUCCUGGACUGGUUUUUGCUCCUGAGUCGAAUGGGAGCAUCCUACACACCUGCAGCCGUGCCCCAAAGCUGCCUCAGCCACACCCAAAGGAUCCAGCUGGCGAAGCAAAGAUUUCUGUUAUUGGACAAGAACAAAGAUGGCGUGUUGAGCCGCAGAGACCUGAGAAAGCUGUAUUACAAGAAGAUGCCUCUGGAGCACUGUGCUACGCCAUUUUUCCAGUCAUGUGACCGUAACAUGAACAAGAAGGUGACCCUGAGAGAGUGGGCAGGAUGUCUAGUGGAUCGCUCCGAAACAUGGUUCUAUCACUUCAUGUCAGUGAAAAUGGGCUCCCACAAGCUGUGUCCUACAAUCAAAGAAAAACACGAACUCCUGCGUCUCUUUUGAACUCGGACCGAAACUGCAGGGAACUCUGCGCACGCCGCUCACUUGUGUCUUCCACUGCUGGUGCUUUUGCGCUUUGUGACACCUUCUGAUCUGCAGGUCCGGUCGCUGUUGUCUGUGUGCUCACAUCUGUGCUGAAACAAGACAAUUAAACAUCGGCACAGGCCUGCUGCCAACUGCAUUUACUGCUAA